AUGAUCCCGGGCCUGCCGAACUCCGGGAGCCAGCUGUCGCUGGGCUCCAUCGCGUCGUUCCAGUCGCACCUCAGUCAGGUGUCGCUGUCGUCGACGGUCAAGGCCGAGCGGCGCAAGCUCGCGACCGAAAGGUUGGAGGAGACGGCCAUCGAGCUCCGCAAGUGGCUGCGGUCCGCGACGAAAUCCCUCAAGCACGAGCUCUACGAGGAUGCCGUGCGGCGCUUCACGCGGGCCAUCGACCUCAUGCGCGCGCUCUACGAGUGCGAGGAGGGGCGGUCCAUCGCGAAGCGCCACACGCUCACGGAGCCCGUGACGCUGCUCGGGCGCCUCUACUACCGGCGCGCGCGCGUCUGGCUGCGCCUGGACCAGCCCCGCGAGGCCGAGCUCGACCUCGACCAGGCCGUCGCCCUGGCGCCCAAGGCCGCGCAGCUCUACCUGCUCAAGGGCGCGACGCAGAUGCGGCUCCGGCGCUACGCGGACGCGUCCGAGACCCUGCUCAAGGGCAUCGCCUGCGCGCCGUCGGACGCCAACGUGCGGCGCCAGUUCGACGGCUGCCUCCACGCGCUGCGGGAGCAGGGCGUCGCCUACCACAACAUGCCCCACGCGCCCGUCGGCACCAUCGGCCCAGCGCAGCUCCACGACCCCGGCGCGACGCCCAACGUCCUCGCGUCGUCCGAGGGCGGCAAGGGCGCGCUGGGCAUCCGCGCGCUGGGCGCCAAGCUCAAGACGGCGCCCGGGUCGGCGUCGCACCUGAAGGAGGGCGACUCGGACUCCGGCGACGACAAGCCCAAGGCGCCGCCCGCGGCGGCCGCGGACGAGAAGAACACGGGCGACGCGCUCACGGACGCGGACGUCCACGUCGCCUUGAACAACGCGGGCGCCUUCCUCCAUCUGGAGGACCUCAUCGAGCCGGAGAUCGAGUUCUGGAAGUCGAACGGUCUGGAGCUGGCCUUCGAGGAGGUCUUGGAGGGCGUGCACCAGGUGCUCCUCGACUUCAAGCCCGUGCUCCGGUCCAUCUUCCUCAACGGCUGCCACCGCUACGCCGCCGAGGACGCGAAGCGCCACUGGGAGGCGGAGCAGGCCGCCGCGGGCCACGCCAACGCGCCGACGCCGCCGAGCGAGGACGCGAGCGUCGCGAGCGCGAACCGACCGGGGCAGCAAAAGGGUGAUUCAACGAACCGGCCCGGCGCGUUCCCGCACAAGGGCCGCCGCGUCACGGCGUCCGAGCCCGGCUCCGAGGCGCCGGGCCGGGCCACGCCCGGCUCCGGCCCGACGCGGCCGGGCACGGAGGGCGGCUCCGAGUCCGUGGCCGCGUCGCGCGCGGGCUCCGCGGAGGGCCGGUCGCGCGCGUCCGUCGUCGGGCCCGCGGCCGCGGCCGCCGCGGCGCUGCGCCGCGGGUCCGCGGGCCAGGCGCCGGAGCACGAGUCCACGGCCGGCGACCUGUCGCGCCCGACGUCCGCCGCGCGGCGCCGCAAGGUCGCCGAGGACGACGUCUCGGAGCUGCGGGACGACGACGGCGACGCGGCCGCGCCGCCGGCGAACACGCGGGGCUUCGGCGAGAUGAACGACGACGGGCCCGACGAGACGGAUCUGGAGUUCUUCCCGCGCCUCGCGGGGGGCACGGCGCCCGACGCCAUCCCCUACAGCAAGUGGUCCCAGGAGGUGGUGGCGGAAACAGUGGCGCUUCCGGGCGGCGCGCAGGUCGCGGGCCUCUCGACGCUCAUCGCGCAGCGCGCGUCCAUGUCCGGGUCCCAGCUGCUGCGCCUCCUGCGGGAGGUGCGCCUCACGGACCACGGCAUCAACGACGACGUCGCCCUCGUCGCCAUCGGCCGCACGCUCGGCCGGGCCGCCGCGCGGCGCGAGAUGGGCGAGGUGCCCGAGGACGCGCGCUUCUUCCCGAACCGCGACAUCCACGGCGCGCCCCGCGACGAGCCGGAGAAGGGCACCGGCGGCGAGCCGCCGAAGAAGGGCUUCCGGCGCAUGUCCGCGGUGUCCGCGCACCUCGAGGUGUCGACGACGACGGAGACGUUCCCGUUCAGCACGGAGACGCCGGGGAAGCUCAGCGUCAAGGCGCGGGGCAUGCUCGCGCAGCGGCCCGCGGCGGCCUGGGCCGACAUCAUGGCCCCGGGCCAGGGCCUCAACGCCAUCCGCUUCCCCCAGUUCCUCGAGGUCUUCUCGCGCGUCGCGGCCGCGCGCUACUCGGCGAAGAUCCCCCAGUACCUCAAGGACAUGGAGGAGCGCCAGAAGGGCAUCCACCUCGACUGGAUCCGGGCCCAGGCCGAGUUCGGGCGCCACCGGAAAGAACUGGAAAUGGUCGGCGCGACGCACGACGACACGAUCAUGGCCGGCGGCGACGACGACGACGCCUCCGAGUCCGACGGCGAGGCGCCCGACGACGCGUCGACGUCGACGCGGGGCUCCCAGGGGUCGAAGAUGAGCGCCAAGUCGCGGCCCGGCCUCAGCCGCCAGGGGUCGAAGCUCGGCGCCGCCGCGCGCAAGUCCGCGGUCGCCGGCAAGCCGCCGCCGCCGGGCCGGCGGAACACGGCGCACCGCGGCCGCGCGCCGUCGCGCGGGUCCCUCCUCGACGGCCCGCCCAAGUUCGGCCGGGGCACGCAGCAGUUCAAGGGCGGCGCCCCGAAGAAGGCGCCGAAGCGGCGCAUGUCCGUCGUCGCGGACGACGACGAGGAUUUCGAGCGGUCCGGCUCCGACGACGACGAGUCGAGCCGGCGGCCGCCGUCGUCGCGCGGCGGCGGCGGCGCCAGCGACGACUCGGACUCGUCGGCGUCCAGCGGCAGCGACGCGAGCUCCGUCGGCUCCGUCGCGUCCGUGUCCUCGCGCGUCUCCAGCCGGAGCGGCCGCGGCCGCGCGCCGCAGAGCCGGCCGGGGUCCGCGACGGCCAAGCGCAAGGGCUCCUUCAUGGGCGGCGGCGGCCCCCGCGCCGGCGGCGCCAAGGGCACGUUCCGCGGCCGCCAGUCGUCCUUCUCCGCGGCCAAGGGCGCGCCGCGCGGCCGGUCCGGGUCCGUGAACCUGCCCGGCGGCGGCGGCCCGCGCGGCUCGCGGCUCGGCGCGGGCGGCCGGCGGCCCACGGCCGGCGCCGUCACGGGCGCCGUGAAGCGCAGCGGCUCGCGCACGGGCGCGUCGCCGAGCCCCGGCCGGGGCCGGUCGCAGUCGCGCGGCGAGUCCGGCGAGUCCGACGACGGCCAGCCGAAGCGGCGCGCGUUCUCCCGCGCGGGCAGCCGCCAGAACCUGAGCCGGCAGGGGUCGCGCCAGAACAUCGGGUCCGUGACGGGCAACACGAACGUGUUGAUCCACCGCAUCGGCGACGGGCCGCCCGAGGCCGUCGUCGAGAAGAUGACGCUCGUCGAGGUGCGGUCGAAGAUGAAGAUCGCGCUCCUCUGCGACCGCAUCCAGUACGCCGUCGAGCGCCACGUCGUCUUGCAGCCGGAGGCCGUCCAGGGCGCGACGCAUUUGCGCGAGCGCGCGGACUGCGAGGAGUUCGUCGAGCGGUACCGGUACCGGCUCUGGCUCCGCCGCGUCUUCGCGCACUACGCGCGCGCGGCGGCCGCGGACGCCGAGGCCGCGGCGGCGGCGCCGACGCGGCCGACGACGGGCCUCGGCGCCGUGCGCGAGAGCCGCGCGCAGCAGCAGAACUGGGAGAGCCCGCGGCCGCCCGUGCUCGACGUCCGCGAGUUCGUCUUCAUGAUGAAGGACCUGGGGCUCGUGUCGCGGACGCUCACGCUGUCCGACGUCGCGCGGACCCUGGUGUCCGUCUGCUCCUUCACGGGCGAGCCCAAGCUCGACAAGCUCGACCAGGACGACUUCGCGCGCGCGCUCUUCUACUGCGCGGAGGCGAAGACGUUCGACGGCCUCGUCGCCGCGAAGGACCGCGUCGAGCGCUUCAUCACCCACGACUUCUUCCUCGCCAUCAAGACCCAGACGACGGUCCAGAUGCUCUGGGACCAGUGCGACGCGCUCGCGGGUUUCCUCGAUUAUUUCUCGCCGCCGAGCGCGUCGAAACGGCCGCCGCCGCCGCCGCCGCCGCCGCCGAUGCAGCGCGGGCCGGCGAAGGUCGACCGCCGCGACUACGACGAAAAGCUCCUCGCGGUCAUCGAGCGCGACUCCGGGAGCCGCGUGUCCGUGAACUUGACGCCGGAGCCCUCGCUCGAGCGGGUGCCCUCGCGACUGUCGCGGACGAGCAGCGCGCGGAAGCCCCUGCGGAGCGCCUCGUGGCGCGCGCCCAUGGACAAGAAUUUGAGCCGCGAGGACGCGAUCGUGCGCCACGCGUCCGUGCUCGGCGCGCGCCUCGCGCGCCUCGGGCUCCGCGAGCGGGAGGCCAAGGCCGACGGCAACUGCCAGUUCCGCGCGCUGUCCUUCGAGCUCUUCGGGACGUCGGAGCACUUCGGCCACGUCCGCGAGACCGUCGCGCGGCUCAUGCAGCGGAAGCGCGACGAGUUCGAGCCCUACGUCGAGGGGCCCUGGGACGACUACGUCGCCGCGCUGACCAACGCGUCGUCCUGGGGCGACGAGCUCACGCUCCAGGCCUCGGCCGAGGCGUGGGACGUCGUCGUCCACGUCGUCACGUCCUCGGACGAGCACUACUACCUCAUGUACGGCACGCCCGCGCCGUCGCCCCGGGCCCUUUUCACCCCGCGGGCGGCGCGGCGCAAGAGGACCGCCCAGCGCCACUGCUUCCUCACCUACACGGCGCCCGUCCACUACAACGUCCUCUCCGCCGAGCCGGUGCCGCCGGGCGGGGACGUGCUCCUCUAAGCCGGCGUCUUCCGAUCG
Messenger RNA from Aureococcus anophagefferens, 4788 nucleotides. RefSeq lists its product as hypothetical. Gene Ontology annotation, molecular function: cysteine-type deubiquitinase activity; protein binding. The transcript is spliced from 4 exons. The record is from RefSeq and is a predicted model, not a curated record. The coding region runs from base 1 to 4770 and encodes 1589 amino acids. Gene Ontology annotation, biological process: protein deubiquitination. NCBI's taxonomy places the organism in Eukaryota, Pelagophyceae, Pelagomonadales, Pelagomonadaceae.